Messenger RNA from Juglans regia (Persian walnut), 933 nucleotides. RefSeq names its product transcription factor MYB1-like. The transcript has 4 exons. Lineage: Eukaryota; Viridiplantae; Streptophyta; Magnoliopsida; Fagales; Juglandaceae. The record is from RefSeq and is a predicted model, not a curated record. The coding region runs from base 1 to 933 and encodes 310 amino acids.
AUGGGAAGGAAGCCAUGCUGUGCAAAAGAAGGUCUAAACAGGGGAGCAUGGUCUGCUAAGGAAGAUAACAUCCUUGUGAACUUCGUUAAAGUCCAUGGCGAAGGGAAAUGGAGAGACGUUCCUCAAAGAGCUGGGCUGAAGCGAUGUGGGAAGAGUUGCCGGUUGCGAUGGUUGAAUUAUCUAAGGCCAGAUAUCAGGAGAGGCAACAUUUCUUCGGAAGAAGAAGAGCUCAUUAUCAGACUACAUAAGCUCCUCGGUAACAGGUGGUCACUGAUCGCAGGCAGAUUACCGGGACGAACAGACAAUGAAAUUAAGAAUUACUGGAACACCAAGUUAAGAAAGAAGGUACAAGGUCAUGAUCACGACAAUAUUAACGAUUCUAGUAAACAAGAAGAUGGUACUGAAUUAAAAGACAAUAAGCUGGGAAAAACAUCUCAAUCAGUAAUUCGGCCAAAAGCAAUGAGGUGUGCAAAGGUUGUAAUGCCAUGGCCACUAAUUGAUAAUGGGAUGGUCAAUAAUCAUGAGCAUACGAUCCCUGGUGGAGAUAGUGAAAGCCCAUGCCGUUCAGCUCAAAGGGACAACAAUUCCUAUGGUUUUCUAAUGGAUUUUGAUGUCAAUGACCUUUUGAUCUCAGACGUUCUAUAUUCAGAUGGCCAUCAAGUUCAUAAAGACCAAAUAGUUGAAUGUGAGAACCUGGUGGAUGGAGGAGUACUUGAACCCUGCAAGAACAUGCCAAGUAGUAGUAGUGUUGAAGAUAUUGCAGUUUCUGGACAUGUCGAAGCCAAGGUUGAUGAUUCAUUAUUGGAUGUAGUGGCGGCUGAGAAUUGGAGAGAAAGUACGGACCACCCAGUUCAACCGAAUGCAGAUUCUUUGGAUCUUAAGACAUUGGCAGCUUUUCUUAAUUUAGAAGAUGAUCAUGAGUGGAUUAACUGA